Salvia miltiorrhiza (redroot sage) is the source of this 1236-nucleotide messenger RNA. RefSeq lists its product as uncharacterized. The record is from RefSeq and is a predicted model, not a curated record. The transcript has 2 exons. The coding region runs from base 1 to 1236 and encodes 411 amino acids. NCBI's taxonomy places the organism in Eukaryota, Viridiplantae, Streptophyta, Magnoliopsida, Lamiales, Lamiaceae.
AUGGAAUGCUUUAUUGAGAAUGUUUGCAGGAACUGGUGGGCUCCUAAUAAUUUUGAGUUGGCUGUUAGGAAUUCAGUUGGUAGGUCAGGAGGGAUACUGAGUCUGUGGAAUAAAACCAAUUUUGCGGUUUCUAGUAAUUGGGACAUCCCUGGCGCUGUCAUUGUGAACGGGAUUUGGCUCCCUGGUAGUGUCCCCUGUUGUUUUGUUAACGUUUAUGCGCCAUGUGACAGUUCAGAAAAAGCCAAUCUUUGGGAGGUGAUCCAAGCUAUUGCUGAGCAAAAUAAUGAUCGUUGUCUGUGUGUUCUGGAAGACUUCAAUGCAAUUAGAGAAGAGGGAGACCGAGUGGGAAGAGAUUCCUCCUUCGUUUUUGCAGAUGCAAGAAACUUCGAUUUUUUUUAUCCGACAAAAACCGUGUCGGAUCACUGCUCGAUCGUCCUCACUACAAAAACUGUGGAUUGGGGACCUAAACCCUUUCGGUUCCUCAAUGCGUGGACUACUCAUUCGGAGUUUGAUGUGGUGGUGAGAAAAACCUGGCUCGAGACAAAGAUCGAUGGCUGGAGUUGUUUCGUGUUCAAAGAUAAACUUAAAAAAGUGAAGCUCUCCCUGAAGGAGUGGAAUUUGAAUGUCUUUGGGAAUAUCGAGAGCAGGAUUAAGUCUUUAAAGGCUGAACUCCAGGAGCUCGACACCAUCGAUGACACUCUUGGCCUUGAGGAGGAAGAGAUUAUCAAGAGGAACGAGAUUAGGGCUAAUAUUUUUCUUCAAUCAAAAAACAGACUCAGUCUUUUGAAGCAAAAAGCAAAGUUUAAAUGGCUCAAAGAGGGAGACAUGAAUUCCAGCUUUUACCACAAGGUAAUUAUUGGCAGGAGAAAGAAGAACGAGGUUGCUGGACUACUCAUUGAUAAUCAUUGGACCGAUGAUCCGAUUGUCAUUAAAGAUCACGUGAGGAAGUACUUUGAACACCUCUUCAAGAACUUUAAAAGAACUCUACCACAUCUCCCUUCGGAUUUUGUCACUAGGACACUGUCGACAGAGAGCAGAUUGAGACUGGUUGAACCCUUCACGGAGGCUGAAAUCAAGGAUGCGAUUUGGAGCUGCGACGGUGAUAAGAGCCUGGGGCCAGACGGAUUUAAUCUUAACUUCUGGAAGAAGUCUUGGGAAGUUAUUAAAGCUGACUUUUUACAGGUCAUGGAGGAAUUCUACACUAAUGGAAAGAUUCCGCAGGGAUGCAACUCCUAA